AUGAACCAUGAUGCCAUGGCUGACUGUACCCUAUUGUGUCAAAACCACGGAUUCCGCAUUCAGCCUGUUGAUCAGCAAACGUGUUCUUGUCACUGUCCUUUCGGGUUUAAGGGCACAUCCUGUGAAGAAUUGGACACUGACAAAGGCUGUGGUGAAUUUAUAACUCUACGGAAUGGAGAAUCAAAUGAAAUUAAAAUGGCAUCAUAUACUUCCGGGAAUAUGUGCACGUGGUUAAUAAAGGCUGAAUCUAAUUCACUACUCAAAGCCAUUGUUACAUCCAUUGAUCUUCCGUACAGCGCUAGAAAGGAAUGCUACCAUUGGAUAGAAGUCCGUGAUUACCUUAUCGGAGAUCCUGGAAAAGAGCUUUGUGGAAAUUCUACAAUCCCCAAAACCUAUACACAGAUGAGCAUCGGAGAGUCUUCACCUCUUAUGAUCAGGUUCAACAGUAGGAGAAACCACACUUCAGGAAAAGGUUUUGUCAUCAGGGUACAGGCCUUCCCAUCAGGCUGUAUGAGUUCGCCCUGUAAAACUGGGUUGAUUUGUUCAGGGGAAGGGAGCGGAUCUUACAAGUGUGCUUGUCAAAAUGGCGUGUCAGGAACGAACUGUGACGAAUUCGGAGCACUGUCUCACAAUUUCUGUGAUUUUGAGGACGAUUUUGACACCUGUAUUUUUGACCAGGAUACUUCUGGGGCAUCAAAUAUUCUUUGGAGCUUCAAUACGAGAAUUUGUGGAAAGAAAGGACAAUGCUUACAAGGCACUGGUUUCCAAUUUUUAACAAUGUCGCCAUCUUUAGACAUGGUUCCAUAUGACCUCGGGUCAAAGGCCAUCAUCACAACGACUGUCAAGUUUACAGGUUAUUAA
This is a messenger RNA of Saccostrea cuccullata (small rock oyster), 861 nucleotides long. RefSeq names its product inactive serine protease PAMR1-like. The transcript has 9 exons. NCBI's taxonomy places the organism in Eukaryota, Metazoa, Mollusca, Bivalvia, Ostreida, Ostreidae. Bases 1 to 861 code for a protein of 286 amino acids. The record is from RefSeq and is a predicted model, not a curated record.